AUGGCGCCCAAUGCAGACUACGAAGCUCAACAGAACCUCAUCGAGCCCGAUACCCCAUCGCAACCCACCCAGACCUCCACACAACAACCGAACAUCAUGUCACGACUCAGCAUCCCCAUCGACGCUCUGACGUCCAGACUGAACCUCGCUGGUCGCUUCGACGGCCUGCAGUCGCAGUCGCUCUCCGGCCGAUUCGCCAAUUUGCGCCCCAUUACCGAGUUCUUCGACGUAAAGCGCAUCUCCAAGCCAGCCAACUUCGGCGAGGUGCAGAGCAGAGUCAACUACAAUCUGAGCUACUUCUCGAGCAACUAUGCCGCGGUCUUCGCCAUGCUCAUCAUCUACAGCCUGCUCACCAACCUGACCCUUCUCUUCGUUAUCAUGAUGCUCGUUGGUGGUAUGUACGGAAUCGGCAAGCUCCAGGGAAACGACCUACAAAUUGGUAGCUGGCGCGCGACCACGUCCCAGCUUUACACGACGCUUUUGGUCAUUUGCAUCCCGCUCGGCUUCUGGGCUUCCCCAUUCAGCACUGUUCUCUGGCUCAUUGGAGCCUCUGGUGUCACCAUUCUGGGCCAUGCCGCAUUCAUGGACAAGCCAAUCGAGUCAGCUUUUUCCGAGGAGGCGGUCUAG
Messenger RNA from Didymosphaeria variabile, 627 nucleotides. It is a transcript of the gene YIP3, whose product is annotated as Prenylated Rab acceptor 1. The record is from RefSeq and is a predicted model, not a curated record. Lineage: Eukaryota; Fungi; Ascomycota; Dothideomycetes; Pleosporales; Didymosphaeriaceae. Gene Ontology annotation, cellular component: Golgi apparatus. The transcript has a single exon. The coding region runs from base 1 to 627 and encodes 208 amino acids.